Messenger RNA from Onychostoma macrolepis, 2468 nucleotides. It is a transcript of the gene rhcga, whose product is annotated as Rh family, C glycoprotein a. Bases 103 to 1563 code for a protein of 486 amino acids. Gene Ontology annotation, biological process: ammonium transmembrane transport; ammonium homeostasis. Gene Ontology annotation, cellular component: plasma membrane. Gene Ontology annotation, molecular function: ammonium channel activity. The record is from RefSeq and is a predicted model, not a curated record. NCBI's taxonomy places the organism in Eukaryota, Metazoa, Chordata, Actinopteri, Cypriniformes, Cyprinidae. The transcript is spliced from 11 exons.
AAAUUACAGGAGAGCUUCGGACAACAGAUCUUCUCUUCAGUUCACCAGAAAUUACAGGAGAGCUUCGGACAACAGAUCUUCUCUUCACUUCUUGACUUCACCAUGGGGAACUUCGUUACCUGCUGUCGAAGCUUCUGGUGCAGAGCCAAAAACCCUGAUGUCCGGAUCAGUCUGCCUCUGGUCUGCUUCGUGUGGCAGAUUGCCAUGAUUAUCCUGUUUGGACUGUUUGUGCGUUAUGAUGAUGAGUCGGAUGCACACUGGUCUGAGCACAAGCUUAAGAACAACAUCACGAGCGACAUUGAGAACGACUUCUACUACAGAUACCCAAGUUUUCAGGAUGUGCAUGUGAUGAUCUUUGUGGGUUUUGGCUUUCUCAUGACCUUCCUGAAGCGCUACAGCUUCGGUGGAGUCGGAUUCAACUUUCUCAUCGCUUCCUUUGGUCUGCAGUGGGCUCUUCUCAUGCAGGGCUGGUUUCACUCUCUGGUUGAUGGCCAAAUCAAGAUCGGAAUUGAAAAUAUCAUCAAUGCUGACUUCUGUGUGGCUGGAUGUCUCAUUGCUUAUGGAGCUCUGCUGGGAAAAGUCAGUCCAGUGCAGCUGAUGGUCUUGACACUAUUUGGCAUCACACUGUUUGCAGUUGAGGAAUACAUCAUUCUUCAUAUUCUCCAUGUUCGGGACGCUGGUGGAUCCAUGGUCAUCCACACUUUUGGAGCAUAUUACGGCCUGACAAUAUCAUGGAUUCUUUAUCGACCGAAACUAGACCAAAGCAGUCUGAAUGGAUCUGUCUACCACUCUGAUGUCUUUGCUAUGAUUGGGACCCUCUUCCUCUGGAUGUUCUGGCCCAGUUUCAACUCUGCCAUCGCAGAUCAUGGAGAUGGACAACAUCGGGCCGCCAUAAACACCUACCUUGCUCUUGCUGCUUCAGUCCUUACUACAUUUGCCAUAUCAAGCCUUUCAGCCAAGAAGGGAAAACUGGAUAUGGUGCAUAUACAGAAUGCAACUCUGGCUGGGGGAGUCGCCAUGGGAACGGCAGCCGAAUUUAUGAUCUCACCGUACGGUUCUCUCAUCGUGGGCUUCAUCUGCGGGAUAAUCUCCACCUUCGGCUACCUGGUGAUCACUCCCUUCAUGGAGAAGUACCUGAAGAUUCAAGACACAUGCGGCAUCCAUAACCUGCACGCCAUGCCCGGCGUCCUGGGAGCAGUCGUGGGGGCCAUCACAGCGGCUACUGCCAGUGAGGGCGUCUAUGGACAUGAAGGGUUGGUAAACACCUUCGAUUUUAAAGGGAAAUAUGCUGGGAGGACACCUGCCAUGCAAGGAGGCUUCCAGGCCGCCGGUCUUUGUGUUGCUCUUGCUUUUGGAAUCGUAGGUGGAGUGCUAGUAGGUUUUAUUCUGAGACUGCCGUUCUGCUGGGGAGACCCGGCCGAUGAAAACUGCUUUGAAGAUGAGGUGUACUGGGAGGUGCCUGAGGACGAGGAGAGCAUCCUUCCCAUUCUAGAGUACAACAGCCACAUGGUCGGCAAAAAUAGAGACAUGGCCGAGUCUAACUUCACCGUUGAACAGAGCUAAUGCAAGAUGUCUGUAUGACAAAAGAUGAAGCAUAUCACAUCAUAUUGGGACCAAAAAAUAAAAAGGCCGAAAGAAUGUUCAGACCAAGUCUGCGCUGAAGAGAAUAAUAUCCCUGUAAUACCUUUGUGAGGUAUUGGCCUGCCUAAUAGAGCAGAGGCCCAGUAGGGUCAGCUCUUAGUUCAAUUUCAUGUCUUUAGAGUCCUCAAAUUAAUUUAAUCAAUAAGUUGAUGCAUAUAUAUAUAAUUUCUAAAACUAAAGCAUGUAUAUUUUAUAAUCCAACUGUACUACUAGUUCUAGACUUAAACUGCAUUUAGUUUCAAUCAUUCUGGAAAAUGAUGAAAUAAUUAUUGUUUGCUGCUGUGAUAAUGAACUGAAUAUAGACUAUUAUAGUUUUGAUGUUAUGAAUGUGUUAGUUAUUUAUCUAGCUUUUUUCAAGUGUCCAGUGAUGUGAUAUUUUUUCCUUCCUGGUAUGUAGACUAUUAUAUUUGAUUAUGUGAAGGAUUACUUGAGGACUUUUGAGAGUUCAAUGACCUCAGAGUGUUUUUAGACCAUGUAGAAUGCUAACAAUAUUUUUGCAUUUUUAUUUUUAUCAUGAAGCUUUAUAUUCUUUGCCAUUUUAAAUCUAAAAUGCAACAUAAUGUUUAUGCUCAAUGACUUUACAUUGGUGCUAAAAAACUGUGUACUUGCUAAAUUCAAAUGUUUGAACAGCUGUUGUACUUUAUUCUUUAUACUAUUAAGUAUCUAUUAAAUGUUUAAACAUCUAAAAAGUUUCUCUUUUUAUACUUUCAACUGUUUCUUCAAUUGCCUUAAAUAUAAUUAAAGGCAAUUUUGCGCCUUAAAUUUCCGCCAAAUAUCCCAAAUCACUUGUCUGAAUGUUAUAAUUAAUUAAACUCUCGCAAAUACGG